AUGUCUCACCAAAGCCAACGUCCUCAUCAUCCUGAAAGAUCCCUCCCAUCUUCUUCGUCCCCAAAACAUGGUUUCCAAUACAAUCCAAACAUGUCAUCAAAAUAUUAUUAACAAAAAUCAAACGUCAACGACAUAAACAGUCACCAGCACUAGCUAGAAGCAGAGCAGUAGUUGCCGCCUUUCCUUUUCCACCAAGCUAAUUAGGUCCUUCUCCCACCAAGACUCGUUUGAAUGAGUUCAAAGCCUCGUUAUUAAAAAUUGUACCACCACCCAUCUUGGUUUUAUGCUUCGAGGCGGUCGAGAGGGCUCGAGCGCGCUAAGCUGCAGUGAGGUUUUGAUAAUGUCUAGCCCAAGAAGCUUGUCUGUUCGCACACCAUCUGAGAUUAGAAAGAAGAAGGUCGGUGGGCAGAGAAACCAAGAGGAGCUUGAAAGAGAGGUCUCUUUGCUUCAAAGAUUGUUAAAUCAAGAAGAGAAAGUACAUGAGGUUUUGGACUAUGCCUACAGUCGGAAAACUUCCGAGUCUGCUUCUGCUAUUCGAAUUCCAAGAUUCCUUCCCCAGAAGACGAAGGAACUUUUAGCAGAGUUGGCUAUCGUUGAAGGAGAAAUUUCUCGACUUGAAGACCAAAUCAGACAACUUAAACUAGGACUGCAACAGGAAGAACAAGCUACUAAGGAAUCAAAGGCUCGACAAUGGCAACAUGAUGAAAACCUAAGCCAUAUGAACAGAGGUGUUCAUCAUGAGAGAAAAGGAUAUGAAACCAAGGCAUUGCAUUUCAUAAGUAAAGCUAUAAAGGGUGAUUAUGAACUUAAUAAUGAACUCAAUUUAAAUGAGAAAAUGGAAAACUUGAGAAGUUUUUCUGAUCAGAAAGAAAAUUACUUCUAUGAGGAGGUUAGACUUCAGUCUAAGGUUCCAAGGAAAGGCGGAUUGUUAAGAACACCCUCACCCUUGCGAACUCUGAGACAUCCAUCAGCACCAAAGCUGAGAGAAGUUAAACCAGGCAUUUCUUCAGAUCAUCUCCCACCAAAACCUGUACCAAUUCCAACACAAUUAGAAGAGAACAACCAGAUUUGGCAACCAAACAAGCUCUCAGAGGAAAUUUUGAAGUGUCUCAACCUCAUUUAUGUUAGGCUGCUUAGAACAACCAGAACAAUGGAAUUGGAGAAAUCAGGCCCCAUUUCCAGGUCUUUGCACUCUUCUGUUGUAACCUCAAGGAGCUUCAGGGAUGAUACCAGCCUAACCUCCAAGUCAAGCCUUCUGUUACAGAAGGAAUCAAGGCAACAAGACCCUUAUGGUAUCUUCAAUGUGGAAGACUCUAUUCCUAGGGAUAUUGGCCCUUACAAGAACUUGGUUGUUUUUACCUCAAAUUCUAUGGACCCAAGAUCUAUUUCAGCAUCGAACUCUAUUCCUUUACUAAAAAAGUUGAGGGUAUUGCUGAACAAUCUCCUGGUUGUGAAUUUGGGGUCCUUGGCAUACCAGCAGAAGUUAGCAUUCUGGAUCAACAUGUACAAUGCUUGUAUCAUGAAUGGCUUUCUCGAAUUUGGUGCGCAUCCUUCCGCAGACAAAUUACUUACAUUACUGAACAAGGCAACACUGAACAUAGGAGGUAAGAUUUUAAAUGCUCAAUCUAUUGAGCAUCAUAUACUGAGGAAACCAGCACCUUCAAUUUCGAUGAAAGAGGCUUUCCAGAAGGGUGAGAAUGAUGAUGAGGCCACUGUUCGCCAACUCUAUGGUCUUGAGUCCAUGGAUCCUAAUGUCACAUUUGCUCUGUGUUGUGGAACUCGUUCUUCUCCAGCAGUGAAGAUAUACACAGCUGAUAGUGUUGUAGCAGAGUUGGAGAAAUCAAAGUUGGAGUACUUGCAAGCAUCAAUUGUAGUGACCAGCACAAAGAAAAUUGGAUUCCCGGAACUGUUGCUCGGAAACAUGCUUGAUUUUGCUGUAGAUGUGGACUCACUAGUUCAGUGGGCGUGCCACCAGUUACCUACGUCUGGGUCUUUGAGAAAAUCAAUGGUGGAUUGCUUCAGGGGCCAUAAUGGCGGGAAGAUUUCUACAACCGUUGAGAAAAUGCCAUAUGAUUUUGAGUUUCAUUAUCUAUUGGCCAUGUGAUGAAGUCUAUUCUUGAUGUGGUCUUAACCAUAAAGGAUGAAAGUGUGCAUAUGAAUAAAGAGGAAUUGGAUUAUAUAUGAUAAUACAAGUUGUUUAUUGGAUUAGACAAAAAACCAAGGGAACCUUGUUGGAGUAGAAAAUGUCAAGUUGUUCAUGACAAUUGUAACCUGCAAGAUGAGAAUCUCUAAUUUUACUAAGAGGUUUUAUUAUUUACCCUAUAGAUCUUUGGUUUGAUUGUCAUACUCAUACACAAAAAAAUCCUUGUUAAGAGUAAUUUUAAUUGAUGUUUGACAUUUUCCUCUUUCU
Messenger RNA from Rosa rugosa (rugosa rose), 2410 nucleotides. RefSeq lists its product as uncharacterized. Bases 284 to 2104 code for a protein of 606 amino acids. NCBI's taxonomy places the organism in Eukaryota, Viridiplantae, Streptophyta, Magnoliopsida, Rosales, Rosaceae. The record is from RefSeq and is a predicted model, not a curated record. The transcript has 10 exons.